AAGUGACGGGAAAGAAAAAGCAGAGAAAAUUGCAUUCCGGUUUUGUCUACGUGUUUUUCGCUACAACUCUUCUAGAGAAAGAAAAAUAAACAUCUAGCUAGUGAGAAAAUAAUUGAAAUUUUUAGUUUCUCACUUUGCUAGCAUUGCUAUUUGUGUAUAUUGUUUGAUAUAGCAUUAGGCAUGUUUUAGUUGCUGGUGGACGAUUCUUGGUCGACAAAAAUCUUGCUGAAAAGGCUCUUGUCAAAAUCUAACAAUGAAAUUUUCGAUAUUGGCUUCUGUAUUGGCACUGGUGUUGUCCCGUACGAAUGCCGACGAACAUAGUCACACGUAUGAAGACCACGAAGAGGUGGUUCUAUGGAUGAAUACGGUCGGACCGUACCACAAUCGACAGGAAACGUACGCUUAUUUCUCGUUGCCGUUCUGUGUUGGAACCAAACAGGCAAUCAGUCACUACCAUGAGACGAUGAGCGAAGCCCUGCAGGGAGUGGAGUUCGAAUUCAGUGGCUACGAAAUCGACUUCAAGGACGACAUCUCUCCAACCGAAAUCUGUAUGGUUGAGUUAACGGAGAAGAAGUACAAAGCGUUUGUGUAUGCCGUUAUGAAUCAAUACUGGUAUCAGAUGUACAUUGACGAUCUUCCUAUUUGGGGGGUGGUCGGAAAGGAAGACGAUAAGAAGUAUUACAUCUACACUCACAAAAAGUUCGAUAUCAGCUACAACGGAAAGCAGAUUGUGGACGUUACGCUGACACCGGAAAAGAAGGAACUGCUGAAAGUCGGUGCCAGGAUAAAGUUCACCUACGAAGUCAACUGGAAGCCUAGCAAUGUAAAAUUUGAGGAUCGGUUCGAUAAAUAUCUGGAUCCGAACUUUUUCCAGCAUCGUAUCCAUUGGUUCAGUAUAUUCAACAGUUUUAUGAUGGUCAUUUUUCUGGUUGGAUUGGUGUCGAUGAUUCUGAUGCGCACGCUACGGAAGGAUUAUGCCAGAUACAGUAAGGACGAAGAAGCUGAUGAUAUGGAACGUGAUUUAGGUGACGAGUACGGAUGGAAACAGAUUCACGGUGAUGUCUUUAGACCGGCUUCCAAUGCAAUGCUAUUUUCGGCGCUGAUAGGUGCGGGUUAUCAACUUACUUCAGUUGUGCUAUGUGUCAUUACAUUUGCUAUUCUUGGAGAAUUGUAUACAGAACGAGGAUCUUUAUUAUCAACAUCAAUAUUCGUGUACGCAGCCACGUCUCCCAUCAAUGGGUACUUCGGUGGAUCUCUGUAUGCCCGAAUGGGGGGUAAAUUGUGGAUAAAACAAAUGAUGCUGUCUGCUUUUAUCAUCCCGGCUUUGGUGUGUGGAACGGCGUUCUUCAUCAACUUCAUUGCCAUCUACUAUCAUGCAUCGCGUGCGAUUCCGUUCGGAACAAUGGUGGCCGUCACUUGCAUUUGUAUCUUUGUGAUACUGCCGCUCACGCUUAUAGGCACCAUUGUUGGCCGCAACCUUGACGGACAACCGGAUUAUCCAUGUCGAGUUAAUGCUGUUCCUCGACCCAUCCCGGAGAAGAAAUGGUUCAUGGAACCGGCUGUGAUUAUUCUUCUCGGCGGAGUUCUUCCCUUUGGAUCGAUAUUUAUUGAAAUGUACUUCAUCUUCACCUCGUUCUGGGCCUACAAAAUCUACUACGUGUACGGGUUUAUGUUGCUCGUUUUUCUGAUCCUGAUUAUCGUUACCGUGUGCGUGACGAUCGUUUGCACAUACUUUCUGCUCAACGCUGAAGACUACCGAUGGCAAUGGACCAGCUUCAUGUCGGCGGCAUCCACGUCGAUCUACGUUUACAUCUAUUCGUUCUACUAUUUCUUCUUUAAAACAAAAAUGUAUGGACUGUUCCAGACGGCGUUCUAUUUCGGAUAUAUGGCGCUAUUCUCCGGAGCUCUCGGUAUUAUCUGCGGUACGGUUGGCUACAUCGGCACGAAUAUUUUCGUGCGGAAAAUUUAUUCCAAUGUAAAAAUUGACUAAUUUUAUGGCAUCAAUUGACUUCAUGCAAGCCGUGCUGUGCUGAGCGCUUUCCGAUUUAGUGUUUAUUCUACUUUUGUUUCCCGUUGACAGUUCGACCCGAUUAACUAAUCUAAUAACUAUUAAUUGUAUUAGCCACAACAGCCGAAACAACUGAUCAGAACGCUACAAAGUAAAGGAACCCUUUAUAUGCAACUACCACAAACUACAAGUAAUGCAAAUUGUUUAUCUAAGCAAUGAAGUUCUGUGUUUUUAAGUUUAAGUGUAAAUGAGUAGCUGAAGGAGAAAUAAUUAUGUUCCAGAUUUUUUCAAACCUCGUAGGCUUCAGAAACAUUUCUGUUUUGAAAGAAGACUUAUGGUGAUCCUUGACAUGAGUGAAUCCAUUUGAACUGACGAAUGCCGAUAGCCAGAUAGAUGUAAUAAAAGUAGAUAAUCGAUGGAUGAUACGACGCAGCCGAUCCCAAUCAUGAAUCGUGAAAUUAAUAUUUAACGAUACGGUUGCAACAAGUGAAUAUAUAUAGUUGAAUAAUUGUACUCUAAACCAGCUUCUUCUGUAUGUGCUUACUACGGCAAAGAAAAGUUUUUAUUUGAGUAAUAGAGAACGAGUAAACACAAAAGAAUGAA
Malaya genurostris is the source of this 2611-nucleotide messenger RNA. RefSeq names its product transmembrane 9 superfamily member 3 (gene TM9SF3). NCBI's taxonomy places the organism in Eukaryota, Metazoa, Arthropoda, Insecta, Diptera, Culicidae. Bases 254 to 1990 code for a protein of 578 amino acids. The record is from RefSeq and is a predicted model, not a curated record. Gene Ontology annotation, biological process: protein localization to membrane. Gene Ontology annotation, cellular component: membrane. The transcript is spliced from 8 exons.